Balaenoptera musculus (blue whale) is the source of this 4088-nucleotide messenger RNA. It is a transcript of the gene SCFD2, whose product is annotated as sec1 family domain containing 2. The transcript is spliced from 9 exons. NCBI's taxonomy places the organism in Eukaryota, Metazoa, Chordata, Mammalia, Artiodactyla, Balaenopteridae. The record is from RefSeq and is a predicted model, not a curated record. Gene Ontology annotation, biological process: intracellular protein transport; vesicle-mediated transport. Bases 141 to 2195 code for a protein of 684 amino acids.
UGCGCCCACACUGGAUGAAUCGGAGGCCAUCCCACGUGUACUGUGUUGACUGUCAAGGUCUCCCGGAGCCCAAUUCCCGGAAGCUGUGAGUUCUGAGAGAAGUUCCUGAGCUCGGUGCCCUGAGUCUGCGAAUCCCCACCAUGAGCACCCCAGGCGUGCUGUCCUUCACCCAGCAAGCCUGGGAGCAGGUUCUGGCCAAAGUGAAACGGGCCGUGGUCUACCUGGACGCCGCCUGCGCCGAGAGCCUGCACUGGGGCUGCGGGUCCUCACGGCUGCUGGAGGCGGUGGGGAACUCUGCGUGUUACCUGCGGGAGUUCGAGCCCGCCGCAGUUGGUGGCGGAGCCGAGCAGCCCAAAGCGGUGUUUGUGUUGAGUUGCCUGCUGAAAGGCCGGACCGUGGAGACCCUACGGGACAUCAUCUGCCGCAGUCACUUCCAGUAUUGUGUGGUGGUCACGGCUGUGAAUCACGCAGUCCACCUCACGGCUAAUCACGUGCCGCCGGCGGCGGCGGCUGAGCUGGAAGGGCAGCAGCCAGUGUUCGAGCAACUGGAGGAGAAGCUGUGUGAGUGGAUGGGCAACAUGAACUACACGGCUGAGGUGCUGCACGUCCCGUUGUUACUCGCAUCUGCUGCUCCCCACCUUGCCUUGACUCCAGCUUUUGCUUCCCUUUUCCCACUGUUACCCCAGGAUGUGCAUAUCCUCAACCGUGCCCGACCGGACAAGAGGAGGCUGGGAAACCUGGCUGAGGUGGAUGCCACUACCCUAACCCCUGAGCUGCUGCUGACGAUUAGGUGCCUGGUGUCCGGCCUCAGUUCCCUGUGUGAGCAUUUAGGGGUACGGGAGGAGUGUUUUGCUGUAGGUUCCCUCAGUCGGAUCAUCGCUGCAGAUCUGGCCAAUUUUGCUCCCGCCAAGAACAGGAGGAAGACCGCCCCAGGCAGGGCAUCAGUGGUCUUUGUGGACAGAACUCUGGAUCUCACAGGGGCGGUUGGACAUCAUGGAGACAACUUGGUGGAGAAGAUCCUUUCAGUGCUUCCCCAGCUUCCGGGCCACACCAAUGAUGUGAUGGUUAACAUGGUGGAACUCACUGCACUCCAGGCCGAGGAGGAGAAUCAGAAUAUGGUUGCACCCGGCUGUCUCGCACAAUCCAAUGACCCGGCAGCCAGAGCCCUGUGGGAAGCAUUAUUGAACACCAAGCACAAAGAGGCAGUGAUGGAAGUCCGGAGACAUCUAGUGGAAGCAGCAAGCAGAGAAAACCUGCCAAUCAAGAUGAGUAUGGGGAGAGUCACUCCGGGACAGCUCAUGUCCUAUAUUCAUCUCUUCAAGAACAACCUCAAAGCUCUAGGGAAUCACUGUGGGCUCCUACAGCUUGGGCUGGCCACUGUUCAAACUCUGAAACACCCGCAGACUGCCAAGUGGGACAACUUUCUGGCUUUUGAAAGGCUCCUUCUCCAGAGCAUUGGGGAGUCGACAAUGUCUGUUGUGUUAAAUCAGCUGCUUCCCAUGAUUAAGCCUUCAAACCAGAGGACUAAUGAUGACUACAGCCCCGAAGAGCUGCUGGUCCUCCUGAUAUAUAUUUAUUCUGUCAGUGGAGAGUUCUCAGUGGACAAAGACCUGGGUGAAGGUGAAGAAAAAGUGAAGAAAGCGUUGGCUCAAGUCUUUUGUGAGGAGUCUGAAUUGUCACCUUUGCUGCAAAAAAUCACAGGCUGUGACUCUUCAAUUAACCUGACAUUUCACAAGUCCAGAAGUGCGGUGGAUGAACUCUUUACUUCGCUUCGGGAUAUUGCUGGAGCUCGGAAUCUCAUGAAACAGUUUAAGUCUGUAUAUGUUCCUGGAAAUCAUACCCACCAGGCAUCCUAUAAGCCGUUGUUGAAGCAGGUUGUGGAGGAAAUAUUUAAUCCCGAGAGGCCAGAUCCCGUUGACAUUGAACACAUGUCUUCAGGCCUCACUGAUCUCCUUAAAACUGGAUUUAGCAUGUUCAUGAAGGUGAGCCGGCCUCAUCCCAGCGACCACCCUCUCCUGAUCCUCUUCGUGGUGGGCGGGGUCACAGUCUCGGAAGCCAAAAUGAUCAAAGACCUUGUGCCAUCCCUGAAGCCAGGAACCCAGGUAAUCGUGCUGUCCACGCGACUCCUGAAGCCAACUAACAUCCCUGAACUGUUAUUCACAACUGACCGGCUGCAUCCAGACCUUGGCUUCUGAGCAUCUGCUGACAAGAGGAGACCGACCCGAGCUGGAAAUCCCAAUACUAUUAUCUGUCCCCAUCCAAGAUAUGCCUCCCAAACCAGCGUCCCUGUUACUAAUCGUGGGUAUGACUGAAUUAUGCCCAAAGGAUCUUUUUUUUUUUUAACAUCUUUAUUGGAGUAUAAUUGCUUUACAAUGGUGUGUUAGUUUCUGCUGUAUCACAAAGUGAAUCAGCUAUAUGUAGGCAUAUAUCCCCAUAUCCCCUCCCUCUUGCGUCUCCCUCCCACCCUCCCUAUCCCACCCCUCUAAGUGGUCACAAAACACCAAGCUGGUCCCCCUGUGCUAUGUGGCGGCUUCCCACUAGCUAUCUAUUUUACAUUUGGUAGUGUAUAUAUGUCCAUGCCACUCUCUCACUUCGUCCCAGCUUCCCCUUCCCCCUCCCCGUGUCCUCAAGUCCAUUCUCUACGUCUGCAUCUUUAUUCCUGUCCUGCCCCUAGGUUCUUUAGAACCAUUUUUUUUUCUUAGAUUCCAUAUAUAUGUGUUAGCAUACGGUAUUUGUUUUUCUCUUUCUGACUUACUUCACUCUGUAUGACAGACUCUAGGUCUAUCCACCUCACUACAGAUAACUCAAUUUCGUUUCUUUUCAUGGCUGAGUAAUAUUCCAUUGUAUAUAUGUGGCACAUCUUCUUUAUCCAUUCAUCUGUCGAUGGACACUUAGGUUGCUUUGCCCAAAGGAUCUUGAUGCCCACACGGUGAAGUACUUUGUUGGCAUUGCUGAGAUUCUUAAAAAAAAAAAAAAAAAAAUUUCAUUUUUUCUAAAGGCAUCAAACUGCCUUUCAGCUGGCCUAAUUCAUGAUAAUUCCCCUUUAUCCUUAACUCUUUUCUCUGUGAACUUUCUGAUUCCACCUGCAAGUUCAUUCAUUCUAAAUGAGUGCCUGUUGGUGAGUAUUGGUAGAUUACAAGACGUCUGAUCUGCAGUUGCUCAAGGAGAGGUUACCCAUGCUUUAGAAUCAUGAGUGUGAGGAAAGUUUGGUUUUUAAGAUUAUAUAGCUGAGGAGGGAGUGCUGCAAAUAGGAUCUGAGGCUUUGUUUCUCUCUUGAUCUGAGACAUUUCUGAAAAGGCCAGAAGGGAGGGGUAGCACUGCUAGGGCAGUGCUGAUUGUCUGCCUGUGUUGUAAAUCGCCUGCCUGUACAAAGGGCUGCAUUGUUCCAGUUUGCUUACUGGGCAGGGCUGCCAGCCUGCUUGGAACAGGAGUGGGAGAGAGGUUGAUUGGAGGGCUGUGCCUGCCUGUAAAAGGUUUCCUCUCCUCCCCAAGGAAGGCCCCAAUAAAGAUAUCUAGUCCAGGGAGUCUAGGUUGGAACCUCACCCCCUGUGACUUUUGUGAUUUCACAUUUCUAUAGAAGUAUAAAGCUUUCUUUUCUGUGUGUCUAACUCUUCCUUCUAGCCAUAACAGAAAAACCUAGACUGACAGAGUGAAAUUAUAUAAGAACUCCAGCAAAAAUGAACUGCUUGGAACCCACACAUUUGUAGGUGUAUAAUUCAUGGAAAUUUCUAACAUCUCUAAAAGAAGUUUGUAAUAAAGAGAUAAAGCUGCAAAAUAGUGGCUAGUGUGGAUUAAACAGAGGAAAUAAAAUGUAAACCAAAACACUCACGUGCCUCUGCUUUUAGUUCUCUACAAAACAGUGUUAUGAGAAAACUGUGAAGUUGGAAAUCAUUUUGAGAUGUCAUUGAAGCAGGUUUUCUAGACACCAACGUUCUUUAUUUUGUCCAAGUACGUUUUCCACCUAACACCAGUUCGUUCACGGUGCUGAAAUACUGGAGACCUCGGAUGCUUCUUCCAUUCCACUCACUUAAAAGUUUGAAUUUGAAUAAGGAAGAAAAUGGCAAAUAGCCCCAAAGAGAUGAUCAUUA